Molecule: messenger RNA, 1147 nt
Organism: Solanum lycopersicum (tomato)
Lineage: Eukaryota; Viridiplantae; Streptophyta; Magnoliopsida; Solanales; Solanaceae
Source: RefSeq, a predicted model, not a curated record
GUCAACUAUUCCAUCCCACCUGUGUAGAUACCAAGUUAUUACACAGAGUUGAAAGGCUAUCUUAUAUGCUUUUAGUACCUAUUGGUGUUGCAACAAAUUAUCUUCAGGCCGAGGAGUAGACGUCUUGCUCUCAACUUAAUAAAUUUCUCUUCUUAACUACUUUUGCACUCUAUUUUUCUUCUUUUAUCAACACAGCUAUAGGACUUCAUAUGUGUAUGUGUUCGUCCCUUGGGUAAAGAAAAGGAUUCCUGUCUGUCUUGAUCCUUUGUCCUUGAAGGAGUUAUUAGUUAGAUUUUAAUGGAAGUCAAACACGAAUUGGAGUGAUUUUAUGGUAAAUAGAGACUUUUGUAUGUGGGUGUUAAUGGUGAAUAUGCUCGGAAUUGAACUAUGCAAAAUGAUUCAAAUCUACUUUCGAACAUGUAAUAGUUGAUGAUCUGUAUUUAAUUGAAAACAACUGUGAAUCUGGCAUACUUUUAACCACAUUGAAAUUUCAGACUUAAAUUCUAUAUAUUUAAUAUAAUAAAUAUCAAGAAUUCUUAUAAAAAUGACAAUCAAGCAAAAGAAAUUGGUCACCAUCAAGUGCUGCUUUAGGGCUUUUACAUUAACCAGCCGUGGUGCUCACAUUCUUGGCGCCCUGUCUGUCUCUCUUCGAAAUUCCAGGAGCUUUCUAAUUUUAAAGCUAUUCGUUUAAAGCCAUUGUCAAGAUGCAGAAUGACGAGGGACAGAACAUGGACCUUUACAUCCCGAGGAAGUGCUCUGCCACUAACAGGCUGAUCACUUCCAAGGAUCAUGCAUCUGUUCAGCUCAAUGUUGGCCAUUUAGAUGAGUUUGGCCGAUACACUGGCCAGUUCACAACUUAUGCUCUCUGUGGAUUUAUUCGUGCCCAGGGUGACGCCGAUAGUGCUCUUGAUAGGCUCUGGCAAAAGAAAAAAGCUGAAGUUGGACAACAAUGAGAGUUUUCUAUUUGCUUUUAUCAAUGCUGAAGUAAAGUAGACUAUCUUUUUCUCUCUUUGAUAUUCUUUCCCGAUUCUCCCCUUCAACCUUUGCUAUUUCAUUUCCUAGAAUCGAGCAUAAUGUGAGUCAUUUGUUUCUAAACUUUUGUGAGAUGAACACCAUAGCCGUAAAAAUCUUAUUUUUUCUCACUGCA